Rotaria sp. Silwood1 is the source of this 207-nucleotide messenger RNA. The record is from the annotation of a GenBank genome assembly. Lineage: Eukaryota; Metazoa; Rotifera; Eurotatoria; Philodinida; Philodinidae.
AUGGAAGCAAUAAAAGCAGGCAUAGAAAAAGCCAAGGAAGCAGUUGAUGCCAAAAAAGCUGACCAAAAAUUAGAAAAAGCUAAUGAUCCAAAUGUGAAACCAAGUGAACGUUUAGAUGCUCAGUUUGAAGCGGACAAAGCAGCAGCUAAAGCCGCCGAUCAUCAUAUUAAAGCUGAACAUCAUCGUGUCAAACAUAUUGCUGAUUAA